Molecule: messenger RNA, 522 nt
Organism: Carassius gibelio (silver crucian carp)
Lineage: Eukaryota; Metazoa; Chordata; Actinopteri; Cypriniformes; Cyprinidae
Exons: 4
Coding region: 1-324 (107 amino acids)
Source: RefSeq, a predicted model, not a curated record
AUGAGGCAUAUAGUGAUUCUGAUGACUCUCAUAAGCGGUGCGUUCACUGCUCCAUUUGUGAAGGGGGAGCAGGCCAAGAAAAUUUUACGUCUAAAGAGGCAGUCUGGAUACUGGGACCCCAAUUAUGCACAGAACCAAUGGGGUUAUACCUUACAGGAGCAGGCAAAUGAAUACUGGACUGAUUUGAGAACAAAUGCUCAGUAUUACAUGGACAUGGGAAACCUGGUGUUUGACCGUUCUCUGGCUGAUGAGACCAAUAGGCUCUACAUGGACAUGCUGAGGGAUGUAAGAGCACAGCUGGAUGCACACACAGGCCAACAGUGAUUGAUAUGGACAAAAACUGAUUAAGUCAAUGGCGAGUGCUGAGACAGCUUUGCUGAUCUCAUGGUUGUGAGCAGAGCAGCUGCCAGUUUUUGCUGCUGAGGUCUCUAAGAGAUUUCAAUUAGUCUGCAGCAAUGCUUUUCAGCAUAGUAUAAAAUGCUUCUAAAUAAAAUGAAGUAAUCCAUCAUCAAUGUAUUAAUU